GGGACAUCAUGAUAACCUAUUUUGAACCUUCCAUCUCAUUUGAGGGACUGUGCAGUGAAGUUCGAGACAUGUGCUCAUUUGACAACGAACAGCUUUUCACCAUGAAAUGGAUUGAUGAAGAAGGAGAUCCAUGCACAGUUUCUUCUCAGCUGGAGUUAGAAGAGGCGUUUCGGUUGUAUGAACUAAACAAGGAUUCAGAGCUUCUAAUUCAUGUAUUCCCGUGUGUACCAGAACGGCCUGGCAUGCCUUGUCCUGGAGAAGAUAAGAGCUCAUUGUGCCAUCUGUACUGACCGAAUAUGGGGCCUGGGCCGCCAGGGAUAUAAAUGCAUCAAUUGCAAACUCCUUGUUCACAAGAAGUGUCACAAACUUGUCAGUAUUGAAUGUGGCCGACAUACAUUACAACCAGAGCCAAUAAUGCCUAUGGAUCCAUCAUCGGUGCAUCCAGAUAGUGUAGAAUCAGUGAUUCCAUAUAAUCCCUCAAGUCAUGAGAGCUUGGACCAUGUUGGUGAAGAAAAAGAGGCAAUGAGCAUUAGAGAAAGUGGCAAAGCUUCCUCCAGUCUGGGUCUUCAGGAUUUUGACUUGCUCCGAGUUAUAGGAAGAGGCAGUUAUGCUAAAGUACUGCUUGUUCGGUUGAAGAAAACUGAACGCAUUUAUGCAAUGAAAGUGGUGAAGAAAGAGCUCGUCAAUGAUGAUGAGGAUAUUGAUUGGGUUCAGACAGAGAAACACGUCUUUGAACAGGCUUCAAAUCAUCCCUUUCUUGUUGGACUACACUCUUGCUUCCAGACAGAAAGCAGGUUAUUCUUUGUUAUAGAGUACGUAAAUGGAGGAGAUCUGAUGUUUCAUAUGCAGAGACAGAGAAAGCUGCCAGAGGAGCAUGCCAGGUUUUAUUCUGCUGAAAUCAGUCUAGCCUUGAACUAUUUACAUGAACGAGGGAUAAUCUAUAGAGAUUUAAAACUGGAUAAUGUGCUACUAGAUUCUGAAGGGCAUAUUAAACUCACAGAUUAUGGCAUGUGCAAGGAGGGUCUGAGGCCUGGUGACACAACCAGCACAUUCUGUGGGACUCCAAACUAUAUUGCACCUGAAAUUCUCCGUGGAGAGGAUUAUGGCUUCAGUGUAGACUGGUGGGCACUUGGUGUGCUUAUGUUUGAAAUGAUGGCAGGCCGGUCGCCGUUUGAUAUUGUUGGGAGUUCUGACAAUCCUGAUCAGAACACAGAAGAUUAUCUUUUCCAAGUAAUUUUGGAAAAACAGAUCCGAAUUCCCCGAUCCCUUUCUGUUAAAGCAGCAGGUGUUCUAAAGAGCUUCCUUAAUAAGGAUCCAAAGGAACGUUUAGGCUGCCAUCCUCAAACAGGAUUUGCAGAUAUCCAGGGACAUCCAUUCUUCCGCAAUGUUGACUGGGAUCUGAUGGAGCAAAAGCAAGUGGUGCCUCCAUUUAAACCAAAUAUAUCCGGCGAAUUUGGUCUGGAUAACUUUGAUUCCCAAUUCACCAAUGAACCUGUGCAGCUCACUCCAGAUGAUGAUGAUAUUGUGAAGAAGAUUGACCAGUCAGAAUUUGAAGGCUUUGAAUAUAUAAAUCCUCUUUUGAUGUCAGCUGAGGAAUGUGUCUGAAUUCUCCAUUUCUGGACUGUGCCAAUUGUUACUCUGUUUCUGCAUGGAUAAACAUCUCUUCAUUUGGAUGCACUUGCAUAAAACGAGUAACUGAACAUCUUACCCUUGCCACCUAGUAUGAAUUACUCACUAAUUUUCUUUUUGUA
This is a messenger RNA of Nestor notabilis (Kea), 1751 nucleotides long. It is a transcript of the gene PRKCI, whose product is annotated as protein kinase C, iota. The record is from RefSeq and is a predicted model, not a curated record. NCBI's taxonomy places the organism in Eukaryota, Metazoa, Chordata, Aves, Psittaciformes, Psittacidae. Gene Ontology annotation, biological process: protein phosphorylation. The transcript is spliced from 16 exons. The coding region runs from base 211 to 1605 and encodes 464 amino acids. Gene Ontology annotation, molecular function: ATP binding; diacylglycerol-dependent serine/threonine kinase activity.